AUGGACUUGACUUUCAUUUCGAUCCAUGACCUGACCCCCGAUGCCCGCGUACUUUAUUCUUCCGACUCUAUCGUCGACGUCUUAGGCUGGACUCCCGAUGAAGUCGUCAAUCGUUCCUGCUGGGAAUUUUUCAGCGAAGAUGAGCUGCCUUUCGCAAAAGCAUUCCACAAGAAGGGUGUUCAGAUGGACAAAGCCGCUGUUCUGUCGUACUGCAGAGUAAAGAAUAAGGAAGGGCAAUGGACUGGUGUCGAGUGUUGUUUCACAGUCGUCUACGAUGUCAUGAUCGUAUGCACGUCUAUCUAUCGAAGAGGCCUGCCGAGUCAGAAGCGAGCCGAAGAAGCACCAAUCAUCCGACGGCUGUUUUCAUCCUCGCCACGUGAUCCCCGUUACCACAUGUUAUCACAUAUCUCGGACAAAUUCAGACAACCUGCUCAAAAGGCGAAGCACGAGCCUCGAGCUGCUUUGUUUUUGAAUCGCUUUACCAGGACUUUGACCAUCAUGUACGCGACCGCGGGCUUAGAAGAAGUUAUUGGCAUCCCAGCCGAAUACAUGAGAGGCCGCAGUUUCUAUUACUGCAUUGCCGAGAACUGCCUUCAGGACGCUAUCAAAUGUCUCGAGAACGCAAAAGCCAACGACUCUAUAGCAUACCUUCGAUUCUGGUUCAGGGACCCUCGCAUAGACGAAGAAGCCACUACACCAAUGGAUGAAGAAAGCGAUGAUGAUAUGGGAGCAGAGAGUAGCGUUGAUCAAGAAGUUGGUGGGGGUGUCCACAUAGAUGGUGAGCGCUCAGGAUCUGACAGUAUGGAUAUCGACUCGUCACAUCCCAUUUCAAAUUCUAGGACCACAUCAGGAAACAGCAGUACGGACGUACAAGACACCCAUUCGGCAAUAUUCGGUGAUUCUAGAGCCGAGGAAUCUUCAGCGUCUUCAAUGACUUCUCCAGAUGGAAGUGUCAGACCUCCUAUUCAAAGAGAGCCGAUCGAACUCGAAGCGGUCAUCUCUUGCACAUCUGAUGGCCUUGUUGUAUGCUUGAGGAGAGCACGCCCUAUGCUCCCAACUCAGACACGCUCGAGAUACGACAAUGGUCUUUUCGCUGCUCCCUGGGCAACAGAACCGAUUCUACCAACCAUGGAAGCGCGCCCACAGCAAGCAUUCGCGACAAACUUUGCUCCUUCUUUGGGUCCUUUCAGCGCCCAGACAGAUCCUAUCAGAGUCGGUGGACCUGCUCAGGACGACUUCAUGAACUCGAUCCGGGAACAGGCUGUCUUUGCAUGGGCACUCACUGGAAUCAACGGUGCACUCCACCAGUACGGUGUUAACAAAGCUUAUGGAGAAUCUCUACCACUCGAAGGUCUCGAGGUGUGGGAGUCCGACCCGUACGCUCAGUCUGAGAUAUUCAGAAGUGACUCUGGCUCAGGUCUUGAUGGCAUGACCAAGGGCCAUAGCCCAGCACAGAUGUUUGGUGAUCCUGGCCUCGAUGGUUACAGGAAAAGGUAG
Molecule: messenger RNA, 1497 nt
Organism: Aureobasidium melanogenum CBS 110374
Lineage: Eukaryota; Fungi; Ascomycota; Dothideomycetes; Dothideales; Saccotheciaceae
Exons: 3
Coding region: 1-1497 (498 amino acids)
Source: RefSeq, a predicted model, not a curated record